AUGCCGUUUUCCACCGUCGUCCGCGCCCUGCGGCCAAGCUCAUCUUUCACGAGCUCCGUCAGCUCUCCUCGUGCUCGACUUCAUCCUCACCUGCGCCCGCACGUCUCUCCCUAUCCUCGUCUAUCAUUUGCUCGGUCGCCUUGUAGAUACGUGCACUCUAGCGAAUUCCAACCUUUUGUGCCUCCCUCUCCUAGCUCCUUAGGCAAACCAAAGCCCGCAAAGACCUACACGCGAACCCGCAGAUGGCUCCGUCGCCUCUUCUAUCUAUCGCUCGUGACUGGUGUCGCGUACACCGUCGACACCCAAUUCAACGCUGCCUCCCUAACCCGCACGGCUCGGACAUUUACGCUGGGAUUACUUGUCGCAGUGGACUAUAAGGUCAACUUUCGCCCCAACCCGCCACUUGCCAGCUCCAUUGCCGCCGUCCAUGCUCGCAACGCGGAACGACUCUCAAACCUCCUCCGACAAAAUGGUGGUCUCUACCUGAAGAUCGGCCAGGCGAUUGCCAUGCAAUCGGCUAUCCUGCCGCCGGAAUUCCAGAAGAUGUUCGCCCGCAUGUUCGACGACGCACCCCAGAACGACUGGAAGGAUGUGCAAAAGGUUAUCCAAGAGGAUUUCGGCAAAUCUGCAGAGGAAGUCUUUGGUGUGUCGUUUGCAGGCGAUCCUACCAAGGGAGUGAUGGAACGUACCGCCAGAGCGAGUGCCAGUGUGGCCCAGGUUCAUUGGGCUCGUCUCCCUGAUGGGAGAGAAGUCGCGAUCAAGGUCCAGAAACAAGAGAUUGCCCAGCAACUGAAGUGGGAUCUCUGGGCAUUCAAAGUCGUGGCCUGGAUCUACAGCAAAACAUUCGACAUCCCAUUCUACAGCCUUGUCCCCUACGUGAGCGAGCGCCUUUCCCUCGAAACCGACUUCGUAAAUGAGGCAGACAACUCCGAGAUGAUGGCCAAAUUCGUCGCCGGAGAACCCCGACUCCGAGACCGUGUGUACAUUCCUAAAGUCUACCGGGAGCUCAGCUCGAAGCGCGUGAUGACAGCCGAAUGGAUAGAAGGCGUACGACUCUGGGACAAAGACUCUAUCACACGUCCCUGGCGCGGAGGCUGGCGCGAAGGCAGCCCCGGCUGCCACGGGACCCCGCUGGAUCCCCCGCAAGCCAAACCAAAACCAAAACCCGCCCCGCGAACCUCGACCUACAAGAUCAAGCCCGAGCGAGAUCAUUGGCGCGGCUGGAACGGCCGCGGUGGCCUAGGCCUCUCCCUUAAGGAUGUCAUGUCCACCAUGGUCGACCUGUUCUCCGCCCAGAUGUUCCUCUGGGGCUGGGUCCACUGCGACCCGCACCCAGGCAACAUCUUCAUCCGCCGCAAGCCCUCGGGCCAGUCCGAGCUAGUGCUAAUCGACCACGGCCUGUAUAUCCACAUGGAGCCGGACUUCCGCCACCAGUACGCGCGCUUCUGGAAAGCCCUACUCACCUUUGACAACCAGACGAUCUCGGACAUCGUCAAGACCUGGGGCGUCACAAACCCGGAUAUCUUCGCCUCGGCCACGCUCAUGAGACCCUACCGCGGCGGUAACCUCUCCACCCAGCAGCACCUCGAAGGGUUGAGUAAAUCCGAGCGCGCCCAGCGGCACUACGAAAUGCAGCAGGCUGCCCGUAAAGCCAUCCGCGAGGUCCUGGGAGAUGAAACCAAGUGGCCGCGCCAGCUGAUCUUCAUCGGCCGCAACCUGCGCAUUGUCCAGGGGAACAACCAGUUCCUGGGCUCUCCUGUGAACCGGGUCAAGAUUACGGGGCUGUGGGCGUCGCGGGCGCUGGCGGAGUCGCCGGACCUCCCGCUGAGCGAGAAGAUCAGGAACUUCGGGCGCCAUCUGUUGUUCCGAAUGGUGCUGUUCUCGAGCGAUGUCUUUUUCUACUUUACCAAGGUGCGGCAAUUCCUGCAUCUCGGUGGUGGAAUGGAAGACGACAUCGAGGCGCAGAUGCAGAUCAUGGCGAAGGAUAUGGGCGUAGAGCUCAACCAUAGCGUGUUCGAGGGCUGA
Aspergillus ochraceoroseus IBT 24754 is the source of this 2025-nucleotide messenger RNA. RefSeq names its product ABC1 kinase family protein. Bases 1 to 2025 code for a protein of 674 amino acids. Lineage: Eukaryota; Fungi; Ascomycota; Eurotiomycetes; Eurotiales; Aspergillaceae. The transcript is spliced from 2 exons. The record is from RefSeq and is a predicted model, not a curated record.